Molecule: messenger RNA, 242 nt
Organism: Funneliformis caledonium
Lineage: Eukaryota; Fungi; Glomeromycota; Glomeromycetes; Glomerales; Glomeraceae
Source: the annotation of a GenBank genome assembly
UUGAAAAGGAGAAACAAAGUUUUGAGGCAGCCAAGAAAAAAAGAAGCAGAAAAUUAUCUCCGAGACGAAAACACGUUAACUUUGAAACUCAAAAAAAUUUGCUAGAAUUUAAGAUUAAUACUGAAAUAUCAACUAAGGCUUUGGAUCGUCAUAGAGUUUCGGAAGCGAAAACAGCAUUACGAUAUAAUGAACAGGAUUUGAAUGAUCGAAUGGAAGAAAUUAUGGGCUUGGAAAGAUCUUAG